Messenger RNA from Perca fluviatilis (European perch), 630 nucleotides. RefSeq names its product stromal cell-derived factor 1-like. Gene Ontology annotation, molecular function: chemoattractant activity; chemokine activity. Gene Ontology annotation, cellular component: extracellular region. Bases 74 to 394 code for a protein of 106 amino acids. The record is from RefSeq and is a predicted model, not a curated record. Gene Ontology annotation, biological process: axon guidance; chemokine-mediated signaling pathway; immune response. The transcript has a single exon. Lineage: Eukaryota; Metazoa; Chordata; Actinopteri; Perciformes; Percidae.
UUAUAUCCAAGCUGUGGCUUUGUAUCCAAGACAGAGCGUGCACAGUCCUCCUGCAGCCUGUUAGCCCACUACCAUGGAUGUCAAACUGCUGGCACUGAUGGCUCUGCUGUCCGUGGCCACACGUCUACUAACCUCCAACGCAAAGCCCAUCAGUCUGCAACAGCGGUGCUCUUGUCGUUCAAUCCUGAACACGGUUCCUAAACGCUACGUCAAAGCGCUCGAGUUCCUCCACAUACCCAACUGCCCCUUCCAAGUCAUUGCCAAGCUAAAGGACAACAGGGAGGUUUGCAUCAACCCGGAGACCAAGUGGCUGCAGCAGUACUUAAAUAACGACUUUGACAAGGUGCAGACAUCUAGCAGAAACAAGAACAAGAAAAACAACAAGAAAAUCUAAACAAAAAUGGGAGACAUGUAUGUUAACAAAACCAUUUAAGCAUGCAAUAGAAACCAUUUUGGCAUCACUCUACAAUACCAUAUAUGCGAUACCUUUUAGUCUUUCUGAAAUCAACAAAGCUCAACACACAUUUUGAUCACACAUCCAAACCUAAACACCAACUGCAGCUGGGCUCCGAGGGUACAAAUGGAAUGCUGCUUAGGUCGGAUGUCAGCACAGAUAAGAGCCUGAUGAAG